Messenger RNA from Salvia miltiorrhiza (redroot sage), 1877 nucleotides. RefSeq lists its product as uncharacterized. Lineage: Eukaryota; Viridiplantae; Streptophyta; Magnoliopsida; Lamiales; Lamiaceae. Gene Ontology annotation, cellular component: U2-type spliceosomal complex. Gene Ontology annotation, biological process: mRNA splicing, via spliceosome. Bases 176 to 1477 code for a protein of 433 amino acids. The transcript has 3 exons. Gene Ontology annotation, molecular function: RNA binding. The record is from RefSeq and is a predicted model, not a curated record.
AUGUCAGUAGCUCAUUAAUAAUAAUAGAAGCUCUCGUGUUCCGGAUUACUCAUCUCCCACCUGAAAAUGGUCUGCAAUUCUACUGAGAUCCGCCUAUUUGCCUGAGGGUUUCGACCGAACACGACAAAUAAAAAAUCGGUGUGUUGGGCAACAGAAGUUUCCGUAAUCCGUAGCCAUGUCGGUGACGGCGGGGGUUACCGAUUCAGUGAUUGCGGUUAGGGAUAAACUUAGGGGUAAAAUCGGGCAGACGAAAGUGAAAAGGUAUUGGCCAGGAAAAGCUCCGGAGUGGGCGGACGAUAUCGAUGAAGGCGGCGAUAUCCGGAUGACGAGGGCGGCCGCCCUCGAGAAAGCUUUCCCCAUCAAUGAGGGUUCCCACGUUACGCGGAAGGAUGAUCCUAGGUUGCGCCGUUUGGCCCAGAGUAGGAUUGAUAAUCGCGAUGAGGUUAGGGAAGAUCAUAGGAGGAUUAGGCAAGCAGAGAUUGUUUCGACGGUGGAGGAGGAGAGCAGGAGGCUGGAAGGGAUGGAUGUUGAGGAGGAAGACGAUGAGGCCUUGGAGGAGAGGAGGAGGAAAAUUAGGGAGAAACUGCUGCAAAGACAACAGGAAGAGGCGGCGCUGCUGCCGGAGGAGGAGGAGGACGAAGUCGAGGAGGAAGAGGAGGAGGAGUCGGAGUAUGAGACUGAUUCGGAGGAAGAGACGACUGGCAUUGCCAUGGUGAAGCCGGUUUUUGUUCCGAAAUCAGAGAGGGAUACGAUUGCAGAGCGUGAGAGGCUGGAGGAAGAGGAGCGGGCGCUUGAGGAGGAAGCAAAGAGGAGGAUUGAGGAAAGGAAGAGGGAAACGAAGGAGAUUGUGGUUGAGAAGAUUAAGGAGGAUCUUGAGAUUCAGAAGAAUAUGGAGUUGGAUGCUGAUAUUGCUGAUGUGGAUACCGACGAUGAUGUGAAUGAGGCAGAGGAGUACGAGGCUUGGAAAGCUAGAGAGAUUGCUAGGAUUAAGAGGGAUAGAGAGGACAGGGAUGCUAUGCUGAAGGAGAAAGAGGAGAUUGAGAGGGUGAGAAACAUGACGGAGGAAGAGAGGAGAGAGUGGGAGAGGAAGAAUCCGAAAACUACGGCUCAAUCCAAGCAAAAGUGGAGAUUUAUGCAGAAAUACUAUCAUAAGGGUGCUUUCUUCCAGACGAACGCUGAUGAUCAUGCUGGAACAGCUGGGGCUCAUCCCAUUUACACUCGCGACUUCUCUGAUCCCACUGGAGAAGAUAAAAUGGACAAGACCAUAUUGCCGAAAGUCAUGCAGGUUAAGCACUUUGGCCGAAGUGGGAGGACGAAAUGGACCCAUCUUGUUAAUGAGGAUACGACUGACUGGAAUACUCCGUGGACCUACAACGACCCUCUUCGGGCCAAGUACAACCAAAAAAUGGCUGGAAUGAAUGCACCUAUAGCAAAACCUAAAGGGAGCAAAAAGAUGAAGGAUUGGGAGACGCAAUAAAACCUUCAAGAUCUUCUACAUCAUGCAUUUGGACACAAGUAAGCAGCCAAUUUAUAUACAUCUCUUGUGCAUCCAAGAAUGACAAGAUAUCCAAGCACCAUUUUUGGAAGUCUCCAUAAAUUAGUUGUGAUGAAGUGCUCACCGUGUGGACCUUUUGAUAACCUAGGCUCGUAAUGGUUUCAGUUUACCUAUUGUGGUCUACUUUGAAUAGCUUGUAUGUCGACUUCACUUAGGUAUUGAUCGAGUUAUAAAAUUUUAGAUGCACUCUGAUUUACUGAUAUAUAUAGCCUUUGCCAUAUUGGUGUAGUCUUAUGUUCGAUACGAUGAAUUGAAGGCGCAUAAUCUUGUAAAACAUGUGUGUUAGGACACAUAGUCGUUCAUAAUGCCAACUUUUCUACUA